This is a messenger RNA of Cucumis melo (muskmelon), 1063 nucleotides long. Its product is annotated as deSI-like protein At4g17486. Gene Ontology annotation, molecular function: deubiquitinase activity. The coding region runs from base 246 to 950 and encodes 234 amino acids. NCBI's taxonomy places the organism in Eukaryota, Viridiplantae, Streptophyta, Magnoliopsida, Cucurbitales, Cucurbitaceae. The transcript is spliced from 3 exons. The record is from RefSeq and is a predicted model, not a curated record. Gene Ontology annotation, biological process: protein deubiquitination.
GCAUUAUUAAAGUAAAGAACAGUGAAACUGAAAAGGAAAAGGCACGCGGAUACAGAGAAGAACAACAACAACAACAUUCCUCUCCUCAAAAACUCAAAUUCAUUUCCCUCACUUUCCAUUCUCAAUUCCAUUUUUAUUUUUAUCUUUUUUCACUUUUCAAAUCCCAUUCUUCCUUUCCCUUCCCCGAUUCCCCAUCUCCGCCGCUUCUUUCACUCUUCUACACCAACUGGAAGAUAUUGCCUAAAAUGUUGUGUAGAAUCGUCACAGUGUCGAGCAGGAAAAAGAUUGGUGCGGUUCCUGUUUACCUUAAUGUCUACGAUUUAACGCCGAUUAAUGGGUAUGCCUAUUGGCUUGGCCUCGGUGUUUACCAUUCCGGCGUACAAGUUCAUGGAGUUGAGUACGCAUUUGGAGCUCAUGAGCAUGCGAGUACAGGGAUAUUCGAAGUGGAACCAAAGCAUUGUCCAGGAUUCACAUACAGAAAAUCAAUUUUAAUAGGAAGAACGAAUCUAAGUCCUAGGGAGAUUCGAUCAUUCAUGGAGAAACUAGCCGAAGAGUAUUCUGGAAAUACCUAUCAUCUCAUCACCAAAAACUGUAACCAUUUUUGUAACGACGUUUGUGUCAGAUUGACAGGAAAACCAAUCCCUAGAUGGGUAAAUCGUCUUGCUCGACUCGGGUUUCUAUGCAACUGUGUUCUACCGGUGGGAUUGAAUGAAAUGAAGGUUGGUGAAGUGAAAGCAGACCAGAACAGAGAGAAGAAGAAGCUGAGAACACAAUCAAGUAGAUAUCCAAGUGGUUUGAAUUCUGGAGCUGCAGCAACUCCGACCCCAUUAUCUUCUUCAAAAGCUUCAAAUUCCAUGGUUAGAAAAACAAGUAAACAAACACAUUCUGCUCCAUCUUCUUCUUCUAUUUUGCUCUCUUCUUCAACCUCUACUUUCCUGUUGAAGCUGUAGUUUUAUGAUUAAUUUGGAUUAUUCCCUAAUUAAACUUCUAGAAUUUCCUAAUUUUAAUUGUUGAAAAAUAGGUGUAUGUAUAUUUUUAAUAUAUAUGAUGUGUUUCCCUAUUA